Messenger RNA from Thermochaetoides thermophila DSM 1495, 1725 nucleotides. Its product is annotated as D-3-phosphoglycerate dehydrogenase-like protein. Gene Ontology annotation, molecular function: NAD binding; phosphoglycerate dehydrogenase activity. Gene Ontology annotation, biological process: L-serine biosynthetic process. NCBI's taxonomy places the organism in Eukaryota, Fungi, Ascomycota, Sordariomycetes, Sordariales, Chaetomiaceae. The record is from RefSeq and is a predicted model, not a curated record. The transcript is spliced from 3 exons. The coding region runs from base 1 to 1725 and encodes 574 amino acids.
AUGGCCCCCAUCGCCUUGGACCCCCCCUCCUCUUCCAAAACCUCAACUCCCUUCAAAAUCCUCAUUCCCGAGAGACUCUCUCCUGAAGGACUCUCCAUCCUCCGUUCCUCCCCUCUCCCCAUCCAAAUUGACACCCCAUCGCCCCUCUCCCCAGCCAACCUCCUCAAACUCAUUCCCAGCUACGACGCCCUCAUCGUCCGUUCCGAAACAAAAGUCACUUCUGCCGUCCUCGAGGCGGGCACGAAAUUGAGAGUUGUGGCCCGUGCUGGGGUGGGCGUUGAUAACAUCGAUGUCGAUGCUGCAACAAAAGCGGGUGUCGUGGUGGUGAACAGCCCCAGCGGGAACAUCCUUGCUGCAGCGGAGCACACCAUCGCGUUGUUGAUGGCUGUGGCGAGGAAUGUUGGGGCGGCGGAUCGUGGGGUGAAGGAAGGGAGAUGGGAGAGGGGAAAGUUAAUUGGCGUUGAGGUAGGAAGAAAGACGCUGGGCAUUAUCGGGUUUGGGAAGGUUGGUGUGAGAGUUGCGCGGUUUGCGAAGGGGUUGGGAAUGAAAGUUGUUGUGGUUGAUCCUUAUGCGAGUAGAGAGGUUGCGAAAGAGGUUGGGGUUGAGUUGAGAGAGGGGGGAUUGAUCGAGAGUGGGUUUAUGGGGGAGGUGGAUUUCUUGACUGUGCACACGCCGCUGCUGGCGAGUACGAAAGAUUUGAUUGGGGAGAGGGAGUUGAGAGCUAUGAAGAAGGGAGCGAGGGUGCUAAAUGUGGCUAGGGGAGGGGUUAUCAAUGAGGAGGCGUUGUUGAGGGCGCUGGAUGAGGGCUGGAUUGCGGGUGCUGGGUUAGAUGUGUUCACUUCGGAGCCGCCGGCGCCUGGGUCAACUGCGGAGAAGUUGGCCAGGCAUCCGAAGGUUGUCAGCACACCGCAUCUGGGAGCGAGCACCGUUGAGGCUCAGGAGAAUGUCGCACUUGAUGUGUGCACACAAGUACUGGAGAUUUUGAAGGGGGGCAUGCCAACUGCUGCCGUCAACGCCCCGUUGAUCUUGCCGGAGGAAUACCGGAAGCUUCAGCCUUUUGUCAAACUGGUCGAACGCAUGGGCAGCCUCUACACCCAACACUUCGCGACCCGCUCAUCCUCCCGCGGCGGCUCCGUCGGCGGCAGACGCUUCGAACUCGUCUACCGCGGCGAGCUGGCCGGCGUCACUAACACCAGACCCCUCUUCGCAGCCCUAAUCAAGGGCCUAGUCAGCGCUAUCAGCACCCUCGGCGGCCGCGACGUCAACAUUGUCAAUGCCCCUCUCAUCGCCCGGGAGCGGGGGAUUGUAAUCGACGAGCGACACGUCCGUGACGGUGGGGACGACGGCUCUCGCACUUUCGCCAGCGCUGUGACUCUAAGGAGCGUCCCCGCCGAUGGACAAGCUGCAGGUGGUUUUGGAGAGCAGGUGAUUGAGGGUUAUGGGACCCUGCUGAUCUUGCAUAACUAUGAUGAGCCGGGCAAGAUUGGCAAUGUGGGAAUGGUGCUGGGUAAGCAUGGGAUCAAUAUCAGUUUUAUGCAGGUUGCCGCGCUUGAGGGGCAGCCUGCCCCGGGGACACCGGUUGUGGAUGGGCCGGUUGAUGUUGUGGGCAAGGCUGCGAAGGAGGCGCUCAUGAUUUUGGGAGUCGCGGGUGAGGUGACGGAUGAAGUGUUAAAGGAGUUGGCGAAGGCGGAGGGUAUUUUGAGUGUCAGCUUGGUUCGGUUGUAG